Hippoglossus stenolepis (Pacific halibut) is the source of this 1724-nucleotide messenger RNA. RefSeq names its product zinc finger protein 675. The record is from RefSeq and is a predicted model, not a curated record. NCBI's taxonomy places the organism in Eukaryota, Metazoa, Chordata, Actinopteri, Pleuronectiformes, Pleuronectidae. Gene Ontology annotation, biological process: regulation of transcription by RNA polymerase II. Gene Ontology annotation, molecular function: RNA polymerase II cis-regulatory region sequence-specific DNA binding; DNA-binding transcription factor activity, RNA polymerase II-specific. The transcript has 2 exons. The coding region runs from base 100 to 1017 and encodes 305 amino acids. Gene Ontology annotation, cellular component: nucleus.
UAGCACAUAAACGUUGUUUGCCAACUGCCAACAGAGAAAGAAGAAGCGGAAGAAGGCAUCCUUCAGCUCUCUACCAAGCAGUGGAUCGUUAGCAGCAGAAUGGCAAACGUGACGCUUCAGUCUUUCAACGUGUUUCUGACGGAGAGGUUAUCCUCUGCUGCGCUGGACAUCUACGGGUUCGUGGAGAAGACUCUCACGGACUACCAGGAGGAAGUGAACCGGACCAAACAGGAGAACCAGAGGCUGCAGCGGCUGCUGGACCUGAUCUACAAGCCGGAGAUAAGACUGCACAGGGCGGAUUCAAGGCAGAUCGAUUUGUCCACACUGGAGGUUUGUGUUCAGGACAAGCAGAUACAGACGGAAUGUAUUCCCAAGGAGGAGCCGGAUGACACAGGCGCUCUGACUCCAGUAGUCACAGUUGGAGAGAAUGAGGAAAAUCAGAUGCCAGAGAGGCUAACUCAGGUUGAGACAGGUGGAGAGCCCGGUGAAUAUGAAGCGCCACACAACCCGACUCAAGUCAUCACAGAUGGAGAGCACACAGAACACGAGGAACGGUCACAACACGAGCAGCCACCAUCUUCAGGAUAUACCAAGAAGAAGAAAAAGUUUUAUUGUAAUAUCUGCUUUAAGUCUUUUAUGAAAAGGGCAAAAGUAAAUUUGCACCUUGCAGUUCAUGCAGCAAACGGAUUACUGAAGUCCACCAGUGCAGGGCUCGUCUGCACUGAUUGUGGCAGGAAAUUUAAAAGCAAAAGUCAAAUGAUCUGUCACAUGAGAUCACACACCGGCGAGAGAUUGUUUGGCUGUUCCAUUUGUGGCAAAAGAUAUAAAUACAAAAGUAACAUGAAGGUGCACAUGCAGACUCACACCGAGGAAAGGCCGUUCAGCUGCGACAUCUGUGGGAAAUGCUUCAACCGAUCUUUCACCCUGAAUAGUCAUGUGAAGCGCAAUCACAGGGAGUACAAGGCAUGUGCAAGUGCAAACAGUGCAGCCAAUGCUUCGCUCUGGUCGUCGAGUUGAGACAACACAUGAGGGAAACCCACAGCAUCACCUCUGCGUGGAGCACUGCUAGAUUGGCAGCGCUGAGGCCAAAGCGUUAAAACCAUCCUUUCUUUUAUUGUGGUAUAAAAAUUUUUUUUUAGGCAUUUUGCCUUCAUUAAUAAGACUAAGCGUAAAAUGUAGAGAGAGAGCAGGGAAGACAAGCUGAAGGAGGGCUCAAGCCUCUGUAUGGUGCAGAAUUGAUUGUUUUUAGGAUUGUUUAAAUAUUUGAAGUUGACAUGCUUCCACAAGUUAGCUUAAGUUCAUAGUUAACACCUGUUAAAAAGUGUGUAAAGCUGCAAAUGCAAAUAAAAAGCAUUCCAAGGGCUUUACCUGUUUACCUGGGCUUUUUACAGUUUUUCAAGACUUUUACUGAGUUGACUUGUCCUUCCUUAAAUUCUGACAGUUAUCAAUGUGCCACUCUGUUCUUAUUGGCUAGAAAACGGCAACACCAAUAAUAAGUAAUUACUGGUGUUUUUGUAUUUUGUAAAAUUUGUAUUUUUAUAUUUUAUAAAAAUUUGUGUAUUUCUGUGUUGCAAGAUUUCAAAAAAGAGUUAUGUGAUAUAUUCAGAUUUGCCAAUAAUAUGCCAAUGUGCCAGUUGUGCUUUAAAGUGACCUACAGGGCUAAGUGUACUGAUUUGAGCUUGAACUGCACUAACGUGUUUACAAAUAAAGUUUGAUAUAUUGAA